Aphis gossypii (cotton aphid) is the source of this 2210-nucleotide messenger RNA. RefSeq names its product hexokinase-4-like. The coding region runs from base 500 to 1993 and encodes 497 amino acids. The transcript has 2 exons. Gene Ontology annotation, molecular function: mannokinase activity; ATP binding; glucokinase activity. Gene Ontology annotation, cellular component: cytosol; mitochondrion. Gene Ontology annotation, biological process: glucose 6-phosphate metabolic process; glycolytic process; intracellular glucose homeostasis. The record is from RefSeq and is a predicted model, not a curated record. Lineage: Eukaryota; Metazoa; Arthropoda; Insecta; Hemiptera; Aphididae.
ACAAUAAUAUUAUAACCAUGAGUAUAAUAUUAUAUUGGUAACAAACAGACAUAUAACGCUGAUAAAAGGUAUUUUAAACUUAUAUUACUUAUGCACUAAAAUCAUUGUUAGUGUAGUAAAUUGUAAAUUUUAAAUUAAAUUGAAAACCAGAAGACCAUAAUUCCAACCUUGGUCUUAGGCGAUUUCCAGAGUAUUAAUAUACGAUUAUAGUUUUAACAGUCUUUUAAAAUCGUUUUUUUUUGUUUUUUAAACACACUGUUUACAAUAACGUAACGCUUAAACGUAUAAAAUAAUAUAUUUAGUAGUUUGUUCGAAACGACGUCAUCGGCGCGAAAACGCAUAAAACAAACACAUAUAAAUAAAACGUAGGUAAUAAUAACCGAAAUAAACGUUAAAAAUAAACGACGCACAAAAGACAUCCGCCAUACCAGCUAAUACGGUUUUAAUCGAUAUUAUCGAAAAAAAAAACAAAAAACAAAAAAACAAACGGUGCAGCAGAAUGUUAUCGAAGAUUUACGCCGUCGUCGCCAGAAAUAUUCGAUUCGCGGCUACAGCUCCCUGCAGACGCUCGCACGGCGACGUUUUCCGCGAUUUCUGCAGGAGACCGGCGAGCGACUAUUCGCAGAUGCACCGUUUGCGCACGGACGCCGAACAGGUGGGCCGGAAGUUCGAGGUGUCCGACGACGAGCUGACGGAAGUGACGCGCCGCAUGUCGGGCGCCAUGGAGUUGGGCGUACGGCGUUCCAGGUGGCUCGCGAGCGGGUCGUCCGCGAUGGGGUGCUGGGACACGCGGGUGCCGUACCCGUGGCCGUCCGCGGCCCCCGUCCACCGGUUUCUGAGCGCGGACCUGAGCCGCGGCGAUCGGUUCCGAACGGAACUGACGACCACGUUAAGACGCCUGGACGCGUCGUGGACCGUGUCCAACGUACACCCGCUGACGGCCGACGACCUGAGGACCGGCAACGUAGCGGCCGAUCUGUUCGGUCGCGUGGCCGGCGAGCUGGCGGCGUUGGCCGAAACGCGCGGCCUCGGACGGGCCGGACUUCCGCUGGCGCUCACGCUCGGCUUUCCGGUCGAGCACGGCGGGCCCCUGGGCGGUCCGGCCAGCCUGCUCCGGUGGACCAAGGAGUUGGGCGGCGGCCGGGCGGACGGGGCGCGGGGCGUCGUCGACGUGGCGGCCGAGUGGCGGAAGGCCGCGGCCCGGGCCGGCGUGGCCGCGGGCCCGGUGGUCGUGCUCAACGACGCGUGCGUGGCCAUGAUGAAGGGGCCGCCGAGCGCGCGAGUGGCCAUCGUCGUGGACGACGGCUGCAACUGCUGUUACGUGUCGGAAUUCGGCCGCAACGUCGUCAACACCGAAUGGGGAGCCUUCGGCGAGGACGGAACCCUCGACCACUUGUUGACGGAGUACGACCGCCGGCUGGACGCCCGAUCCCGCGAUCCCGGCAAGCAGAUUUACGAGAAAAUGACUUCAGGCAUGUACAUGGCCGAGUUGGUGCGCGACAUGGUUUUGACGAUGGCCUCCAACGGGGUGCUGUUCGGCGGCGUCACGACAAAAGCCAUGAUCACCGAGUACGCUCUCCAGGCCAAACACCUGUGGCUGGUCGAGUCGGACGGCCGGUUUUUGGAGCCCCGCGGCGGCAACGACGACGACGCCGCCCGGAUCGUGCUGACCGACGUGCUGGACGUGUUCGGACCGUCGGACAUGGACUGCGAGCUGUUCCGGUACGCGUGCCGGUGCGUCACCACGCGGUCCGCGAACCUGAUCGCCGCCGGGCUGUCGGCCGUGCUGGAGAGGACCGGUCUGCCCGUCCACGUGGUCCUGUCCGGGUCCGCGUUCAAGACGCACUCGUCGUACGCGCUCGCGGUCGGCGCCAAGGCGCGGCGUCUGACGGCCCAACAGAAACCGUUCACGUUGCUGACCGCCGACGAUAGCGUCGACGUGACUCGAAUUUUGGCCGGCGUGUUGGCCACGAUCGCGGAAAAACCGACGUGAACUCCAAAAAUCGCGUCUUUUUAAAAUGGUUUAUUGUGUUUGCGAAUAUACGUAAAUAGAUCGGAUCGGUCAAACGGAUAAUAACGCAAUCAUAAUAAUAUUUUACCUACCGCUUUUCAGCUCGUCGUCUACUGCACUACUACUACAACAGCCUUAUAAUAAUAUUCGAAGAGUUAUAUUUUAAUUAUUAUUAUUACGUUUUCGUUUUUUUCGUUUU